Annulohypoxylon maeteangense is the source of this 1837-nucleotide messenger RNA. Its product is annotated as carboxylic acid transport protein. Bases 108 to 1646 code for a protein of 512 amino acids. Gene Ontology annotation, molecular function: carboxylic acid transmembrane transporter activity. NCBI's taxonomy places the organism in Eukaryota, Fungi, Ascomycota, Sordariomycetes, Xylariales, Hypoxylaceae. Gene Ontology annotation, biological process: carboxylic acid transport; transmembrane transport. Gene Ontology annotation, cellular component: plasma membrane. The record is from RefSeq and is a predicted model, not a curated record. The transcript has 2 exons.
CCUAAAUGCCGUGAAUCUCCCACUUCCUGGGGUAGAUCAUUGGCAUCACUGAUCUUACGGAAACCUAGGAAGUACUAAGGCAAUUCGUUGGCUUCUUGUAUUCAAACAUGGCUGCUGGCAAUGAGCCUGCGGAACCCCUUGCGAAGGGUAUCGUCGCUACUGCUAGGCAGUCGUGGGGUGAUCUCUUUCGAUGGAAGCAGAGAGUUGUCGUUACGAACGAACUCGGCGAGUCCUAUACGGAAUGGCAUGCUCCCGAGAGGCCCCGAAAUCCUAUCUCACUUUUUAUGCUUUUAAGCGCUAAGGAUUGGGUUUACUUCCUUGUGGGAAUGUAUGCAUGGACUGCCGAUGCCUUCGACUUCCACGCUCUAGCAAUCCAAACCGUCAAGCUAUCAAACUAUUACGGCCGUACUAAGACGGAUAUUACUACCGCAAUUACUUUGACGUUGCUUCUCCGAUCUGUCGGCGCCGCCGUCUUCGGUCUACUCGGUGAUCGCUUUGGUCGAAAAUGGCCAAUGGUUGCUAACCUAAUCGUUCUUGGCCUCUUGCAAAUUGCAACAAUCUACAGUGCGACUUUUGAACAAUUCCUAGCCGUUAGGUCCCUGUUUGGACUAUUUAUGGGCGGCGUAUACGGUAAUGCCGUGGCCAUGGCUCUUGAGAACUGCCCAACUGAAGCACGAGGCCUUAUGAGUGGCAUUUUGCAACAGGGCUAUGCUCUCGGUUAUGUACUCGCGGCGUGUGCGAACCUCGGUGUUGGUGGCGCAACUGAUACUUGGAAGAUUGUCUUUUGGAUUGCUGCUGGUCUUUCUAUCUCCGCCGGACUCCUCCGCUGCUGCUUUCCUGAAUCAGAACAAUUUAGAGCUGCUAAGGCGGCUAAUCACCACAUCUCAGCAGAGGACUUCUGGGCGGAAACGAGGUCUAUGCUUGUUAAAGAAUGGCGUAUGUGCGUCUAUUGCAUCUUUUUGAUGACUUGGUUCAACUAUUACGCGCAUACGAGCCAAGACAGCUACACCACGUUUAUGUUAGAGUCGAAGGAGCUUCCUAAUGACGCAGCGACCAGGGCUAGUAUUCUCAUGAAUACUGGGGCGUGUGUUGGCGGUACCAUCAUUGGAUACCUCUCCCAAUUUAUCGGGCGUCGUCGCGCUAUCGUCGGUGCUGCGCUGAUCAGUUGCUGCCUCGUCCCAGCCUGGAUUCUGCCUACAACUGAAUCGGGCCUCUCAGCUUCUGGAUUUUGGAUUCAGUUCUUCGUCCAGGGAGCUUGGGGCGUGGUACCUAUUCAUCUUAAUGAAUUGUCACCACCAGCUUACCGAUCGACAUUCCCAGGUCUCGCAUAUCAGCUAGGUAACAUGGUGUCUUCUCCGGCGGCCCAAAUUGUCAAUGCCAUUUCGGAAAGCCACUUCGUCGCCAGCAAGAGCGGGAAGUUGGUUGAUGGCUACGGCCCGACCAUGGGUAUUGCUCUUGUGAUCGUUGCGGUUGGUAUUGCGGUGACGGCUGCGCUGGGACCGGAGAAGCGUGGACGAUCUUUCGAACGUGCUGGUCCUGCUGGAGCCAAUAUUCACGUCAAUUUGGAGAAAGUAAUUGAUAGUAUAUCGAUAUCUGAUUCGAAAAUCCACGCCGUUGAAUUGGAGUCUGGUAAAAACGAAGUCUAAAUUAAACGGAAGAAUCAGUUCAUAGAUUCAAUAUUGUCAUAAGUUGCCUUUAGGUACUUCCAUGCUUCUAAGGCAUAGGUACGUGCCGACUUACCUGCAUCGAUACCUAAUAUAUCAUGGAGAUGUGAUGCAGGUGCGAUUUACCUACCUACCUACCUAAGUACCUAUGAAAAUGCCUGUUUCAAUUGUUC